AGGGAUAUCUUCUCUCUCUCUCUCUCUCUCUCUCAGCCCUUUAAAACCCUCUCAAAAAAGCCUUCUCUUUUUGUCAUUUUAUUCCCUUCUUUCUCCUAAAAAACAUAACAAAGUGAGAACUGAUGCGGCAGAAACAGACCCACAAAUCUUCUUUCAGAGAAUCUGUCAAGGCCCUUGAAGCUGAUAUUCAACAUGCUAAUACUCUGGCGGCUGCUCUUCCGCGAGAUUGUGUUGGGGAUUAUUUUCAGAUGAAAUUGUCUUACAGCCCUUUUGCCCCAUUCUUGCUAUUUCUAAUAGAAUGGAUGGAUUUGGACUAUAGUUGUACAGAUAACCUCCCAAGUUAUUUAGGCCUCCUGAACAUACUUGUAUCCAAGAUAUAUGUUGAUGGAAUGCCAACAAUGUCCUCACAAGAAAGGAAGACCUCUCUAAGGGAAUUCUAUGCUGUUAUAUAUCCUUCACUUCAGCAACUUGAAGGUGAUCUAAUGGAAUUGAUGGAAGACAGUAAGAAAAGAACUCGACGCUCUGAAAUUUUGACCAGGAAGAGGUUGAGGGGAAGAGUAAGUCCUCUGAUAAAGAUCCUGAGAGAGAUGAUGAGUGUGGGAUUUGCAUGGAAAAUAGUACCAAGAUGGUAUUGCCCAAUUGUGGCCACUCCAUGUGCAUUAACUGCUUCCAUGACUGGAAUGUGCGAUCUCAAUCAUGCCCUUUUUGCCGAGGCAGCCUGAAGAGAGUGAGCUCCAGGGAUUUAUGGGUUCUCACAAAUGACAAUGAUGUGGUGGAUUUAAUUACCCUUGCAAAGGAGAAUCUAAGGUGUUUUUACCUGUACAUUGAAAACUUGCCGCUCAUUGUGCCUGACCACCAUUUGCUUCUCUACGAUUACAUGAUCUGACUCGCAUUAGUGGGAGUGAUAACCAUGAAAUAAGCUGACUGUUAGUUGUACAUAUCCUCUCAUAUGAAAAGCUUGAUCAUCUCUUCUGCAGUGCCAGAUUCAAGAGCCGUUCCCUAGUAGCUGUAUAUAAAUAACUGAACAAGUCAAAAAAGUCGUGUACUGAAGCUCAAGGAUAAAGCAGCUGAAUUCGAAGAUUGGUGAAGUCCCUUAAUGAGAAGCUUAGAUGAAAGUAAGGCCUAAGGACCUCCAAGUAUUUGGUGAGAAUAAAGAUGUGAAAAACAUGCUUAGCAUUCAGCUCAGCAUUUUGGAACCUGAGUUGUGGAAUCGAAAUGGCAAGCUACUAGAAUUGCCUGGUAUGUGUUAAUUCCUAUACAUCAUGAUGUACAACAGGUCAUGAAUAAGUUUGUAUGUUAUGUAGACU
Messenger RNA from Ilex paraguariensis (yerba mate), 1307 nucleotides. Lineage: Eukaryota; Viridiplantae; Streptophyta; Magnoliopsida; Aquifoliales; Aquifoliaceae. The record is from the annotation of a GenBank genome assembly.